Molecule: messenger RNA, 20264 nt
Organism: Habropoda laboriosa
Lineage: Eukaryota; Metazoa; Arthropoda; Insecta; Hymenoptera; Apidae
Product: microtubule-associated protein futsch-like
Biological process (GO): axonogenesis; dendrite development; microtubule cytoskeleton organization
Cellular component (GO): microtubule associated complex; microtubule; cytosol
Molecular function (GO): microtubule binding; actin binding
Source: RefSeq, a predicted model, not a curated record
GCAACGCGAGUGUUGCUGCUGAGUCGAUUCGAGUAUCAUCGUUGAUUGAUACAUACACACACACACACACACACACAUACACACAGACACACGCGCACGCACACACGCACGCACGUACACAGCACAUACACUGGGAGAAUAGAGACAUUCGUGAGUCGCAGCAGGGAAGCUCGCGACAACGGUAUUAUACGUUGCCACCCGUAGCCAGAUAAGAGGGCGAUACGUUUUGCCUUCUUCCAGUUCCGAUCUACGUUUAGUGUCAUCGUGUGUCCUACGACGGUUCUCUCUUUCUCCCUCUCUCUCGCUCUCUCGUAUCCCUUUUGCUGUCGUAUUCGCGAACACCUCUCGUACUCUUCCUUUGCCCCUUUCUCGUUGUCUCUUUUUACUCCCUUUCUUUCUUUCUCUUGUUUUAAACGCGGUGCACCACUGAAUACGAAAAGGACGACGAGAGAGUUGGUCGUCUUGCGAAGCGGCGAUCUCCGCUUACACGACAGAGGCGCACAUACUGCUGGGGAAGACAGACACGACCCGGCGUGUUCGAUUUUUUUCUGACGGAUACUAUUCUCGUUACAAAGUUGCUGCGCCUUUCCUGGAAAAAGAAGCCUUCUUGGAUAUACCAUACAUUAUAUAUCGUGGAAUUGGAAAAUCAAAAUUGGACAAACGUGUAUAGCGUAACGAGUUGGCUAGCCAGAAUUUGGAUCAAUGAUCUAAGGUCGUGCGGAGAAACUCGGAUCCUGCGCAGUAGACGGUAGGACAUAGCCCUACCGCUUUUCAGGGAAAGGGUCGUGCAAAUCCUGCGCAAUACCUAACGUUAAUGCUGCCCGUAUGAAAUCGCGUUGAGACAACACACGGCGAAUUUUUCAUAGAAUCUCUUCGAAAUUUUUUUGCUUCGCAAUGAGUACCACGGAUCCUACCGGAGAGGGCGGAGGGGGAGGGGAAACGACUACAAUAUCGCCGACAAACAUUGAACAAAAUGCAUCUCCAGUUACACCGGUGACCGGCAGUGCGAUGCCACCGGGCUCUCAACAACAGCAUCCACCACCAUCACCAUUAAGUGGUUGUUACCUUCUCGUUGUGCUUCCAGAGCCUCAUACCGAGCAACAUAAAGAUCUCAUCUUGAACCGUCUCGCAAAAGGUUUCCUCUCGUGGGACAAGGACAGCUGUCAUGUAGAUUUAGAAAAAGAAUUACUGGCAUUGGUAGCACAAGCUCCCGAAGGAGAAGAAGCUAGGAAUGGCGAACGAUUGAUCCAGUACGCUACCGAGAACCUUGUUACGGAAGUUCUUAUUCAUCCCCAAACGAACACGUUAUUACAGUGUAUCCGUAAUCUCCUCGCAAGUUUCACGAAACAUCGACAUAUUAUACACGCUGGCUAUACAUUUGGCGGAAAUGGUUCCUGGAUACUGCAAGAUGGAACCUUUAGCCUUGCCGAUUUUCUGGAUGCGUUCAGUGAACACGAAGUGCAAAGAGUUCUUCGCGCCUAUGAGAACAGCGUCACGGUCGACAUUCAUUGCGCGGGUGUUGGCGAUUGGACAACAAACAGACUGUCGAAAGAAGCUUGCACUAGAUCGUGCAGAGUCCGUGUAAAUCCCGAUGACGUUCUCACUGCUGGAUUAGCAGCCAUCACGAGCUUCACGAACUACGUUGGACAGUAUCUCGUGAGCCAGACGCUGGAUCAACUUAUGGAGCCGUCUGAUGUAGUAGGCAACAUUAGAUUUAGUCAUCCAACUUUGUACGUCUUCCCUGGCGGCCAAGGCGAUGCCGCACUAUUCGGCAUAAAUGGGUUUAACAUGUUGGUGGACGGUGGUUUCGCCAGAAAGGCCUGUUUUUGGGACUUUACCAGACAUUUGGAUCGGCUAGACGCGGUCCUAGUUACUAGAAUAAAUAACAGCAAUGUCGGUGGCAUGUCUAGUGUUCUUCGUAAAAAGAAGGAGAUGCACGUUUAUCCUCAAAUCGGGCACUUCUUCUGCAACCUAGUGGAGAGAAGACAAUCCAAUUCACCGGACGGGGACAAAGACAUCGAUCCUCUGAUCUUGAAUCUGAGCGACAUCGGGCAAGAGAUGGUCGUAAAUCUCCGUCACAUCAAUCUGCGGGCGCAUCCGUGUUACAGGGACCCGGAGCCGAUCAAUCUCUAUCACAAAGUGGGCCACGGCACGUUGGACAUGUACGCGCUGAGCCCGAACAAGGAUAAUCGGGAAGUCAGGGAGUUUCUAGCGAAGUGGCAUUCCUCCGAUUCGAAAUUAUUCGCCGGUGGUCACAAGAAAGACUCGAACAAUUUAACGUUUCCAAUUCAGAAUCUCGUGUCGAUUUGCGCGCUGUUGGUUUGGCAACCAGCUAACCCGGAGGAUACUAUUACGAGAAUCCUAUUCCCGGGAAGUACGCCGCAACAGAAGAUUUUCGAAGGUUUCGAACGACUGAAACAUUUGGAGUUCCUAAAGCAUCCAGUUUGUUCGACAAAGAGCCUUUCCACGUCCGUCUCGUUGGCUGGAACGUUGCGUGACAAACCAGCGAAACAGAAGAUGAGCCUGAUCGAGAAGGAGCCGUCAAAGAAGCUGAUGACGGAUGGGAAAAAGGAGAAGAAGGAAUUGGCGGAGAUGCGAACGGUGAAAGCCGGCGGCGAAGAAUCACCGCCAAAGACCGCGGAGAAACAACAGGGGACACCGAUUAUUCCUACGAAACCAUCGGCGGUUAGUAAAGCUGAGACUAAGCCGAGCAAGAAGGUGGUGGAAAACAAAAGGAUAGAAGUAGAGGGAAGGGAGAGCAAAAAAGUGCCGGAAAAGGAAUCGAAGGAGGCGAGGAAGGAGGCCGCGAGAAGAGGGACGGAGAAACAGCCACCGGUAGAGAAGCAGACGGAGGAGAAGCUGGAGAAACGCGAGGAUGAGGAAGAGGAAGAGGAGGAAGAGGAGGAGAAGGAGGAGGAGAAGGAGGACGGUGGUGUGGUCGCACAGAAAAAGCCGGAACUGAUGAAGCGAGAGGCUCCUGUAGUGAAGGAGUCGAAACCCAGAGGGGGAGAGGCAACGAGAAAGAAAGAAGCAAAAGCGAAAGGUGGAAAGAUGACGAUGGAGACAAAAGUGUCGUCCAAGUUUGUCGAGAAGAAAACGAAACAGUCGGCCACGGAGAAGAAGGAUGGCAGUGCUGGUGUGACGGUGAAAUCGUCACCGACCACACCGAAGAAAACUGUGAACGGUGUGGCGACGAAAACGGAGAUAUCGAAAACGAGUAGUGUGUCGAAGGGUGGAAAGCAGCAGCAGCAUAUCGGUCAGAGAAUGGCGGGUGCACCGCCGGCGAAAAGCACGAAAGACGCGAAUAACAGGAAGGUGGUGGAGCAAAAGAAGAUUGAGAAAUCGGCGAUAAAAGAGAGGAGUGGUGGUGCACCGAUCGGCACUACCACCACCACCGCCGCUGGUAUGGUUAAGGUGUCGGCGAAACCGAAACCAAUGGAGAGAAAACCGAUCAGUCGUCGGGGGAAGCCGGUUAGCCCGAGCAAAAUUCGAGUACCAGGGAGCCCGGCGAAAUCGACGCGUAGCACGCCAACCACUUCCGUUAAAUCCGACAAAGACGGUGUCGUCCGUAAAGUGACGAAGAGCGACAAAGGUACCGCAGACUCGUCCACGGUCUCCACACCGUCUGGAAUCGAAGCCGAGACUGGAGGAGUUAGACUGGUGGAAAAGAGUCUGAUGGAACAGUCGGAGGACAUUUCGUUAGAUUCGAUCGAGAGUAAAGUGCUCGCCGAUCUAAAGGAAGAACGAGAAGUGGUCGAGGAGAUCGAGGCGGUGCUUCAAAAAGCAGAACGCAUCGAAGAGACGAGGAAGGACGAUCGUUCCGAGGGAGACGACGAGAUCACGGCGGAACUGACCGAUAAGAAGGAGGAGGAUAUCACGGAAGAUGACAUAAUCGAGGCCGAUAUCGAGGAUUCGUCGUUGAAACUGGCGGACACAUAUAACAAAAAAGGCAUGCAGGAUUUGAUCCACCAAUAUUUGAUCUUCGACAAGGAACAAGAUUACACGGAAGACUCUACCCAGAGUGGUGAAGGUGAGCAAAAACACGUACUGGACGAGGCUGAGUCGGAGAAGGCAAAGAUGCUGAAGGACAUGGAGCUGGUGAAGGAGAAGGGUGCGGAGGAGGAGGUCGAGGAAAAGGAAAAGGACGAGAGCCUAGAGAAACGACGCGAGUCUGGUCCGAAAGCAGUUACGGAAACGUUGCUGAAAGCCGAACGGGAAAAGCUGGGGAAGAAGGAUGAGAAGGAGCCGAUCGAUUUGUCGCCGCAGGAUCGCAAAGAACAAUUAGAAGAAGAGGUGGAGAGGGUUGCGAAGAAAGAGGCGGUGGCAGCGAUCGCUUCUAAGGCGGCGCCAGUACCGGAGGAAAUGGUGCAACAGAGACUGGAAGAGAAGGAUGAUUCGGGCAAGAAGGAUAGCGAGGACAUCAAGGAACCGUCGAGUUUCAGCCCAGACAAAUUGGAUUCGUCCGAGAAGAAAACCACCGAUACCGACUUGAAACCAGAAGCCGACCAGAAAGAACAGAUUCCGGAAAAGUUGGAGGAAUCACAGGAGCGAAUUUCAACGUUGGAAUCUGGCGCUACGACCACGGCACCGACACUUCCGGAGGACGAGCGCAUACCGCUCGACGAGAUAAAAGAGGACAUUGACGAGAAGCACAUCGUCGAAAAGGUGAAGGAGAAAGAUGUGCGUCCAGCCAAAGAAGACGCGAAAGAGGAAGAGAAGGUAGUGGGUGCGGUUUCUCCGCGUGCCACCAUCGUAUUACCAUCGGUAGCUGCGGCUGCGAAACCCGAGGUACAGGUGUUCGACGUACGGCAAGCGGUACAGUGUCUGCAACGCGACAUCGUGAAAACCCCGGACGAGGUGGCCGAUCUGCCGGUACACGAAGAGGUUGAUCCUAAAUUGUACAGAAUGGAGGACUUUGAAAAGGAUAAAGAGGAGAAACCAUCACCGUUACCACCACCACCGCCACCACCGCCACCGACCGCGCAACAAGUCAAAGAGCCUCCUACACCACCAGUUAAGGAACAGAAAGGCGUUUUCAGCUUUUUCGGCAAGGUUGCCGACAAGUUUGAGAAAGGCAUCGAUAAGUUGACUAAAAAGUCGAAGAAGGAUCAAGAGAAGGAAACGCCCGAUGAGAAGUCUUCUUCGAAAUCUAGUUCGCCGAAGGAAGCGAAGGUAUACGGAGAGAAGACUGUUCCCUCUGAAGAGGUCGACAUGGAGAAAAUGUUCCCGAAAGUGAGUACUAAACAAGCCCCGAGCGAGAAAGCGAAAGAAGAGGCAGUGGUCGACGAAGUAACGGAGAAGAGAAUCGAGGCAGCAAUGCUGAUUGAGUCGAAAUCGCCUGUCGCCGACGCGACGAAGGAGAGUAAAGCUACGAUGCUGAAAGAUGAUGAGGCUGUUCGAUCGAUGGAGCAAAUCGAGAAGCAAAAGGAGGUGCUCGUCGAGCCUCGUAAAGAAGAGGAUUUCGCGGAAGGAGUCGAAGAAGAGGCAGAAGAGAUAAAGGCACUCCUUGAAGAAGCUUCGAAGAAGUUUAAGACUGUGAAGGAUAGCCUGAGGGAUUCGUUGGAGUCGUUGGAGGAGAAGAUAGGAGUUGACGAAACGGUCGAUUUACCACAUGAUGUGCCAUCACCGGUGAAGGACGUUGUGAAGGAUACGUUGGAAGGCGUAGUGGAAAAAUUGGAAGCGAUCAAGCCACAGAUCGAAAGCGUGGUGUCGCCUGACAGCAAAGAACCAGAGAAAGUGAAAUUCGACGUUCGACCGAGGGACGAGGAAGAAGUUGUUCAGGCAGUCGAGGAGGAGAAGGAAGAGCCGGAGGAAGCACCUGCGAGAGACGUUAAAGAGGCUGUUCGUGAUGUCGGCGAAGUUCUUGCGGGAACAGCUGGUAUCGAUAUCGAGGAAAAACCUAGAGACGUAACGGAGAUUGUGAGAAAAGUUGCUCAAGUCUUGAAGGAAGACGAUUUCAUUCCGGACAAAGCAUUCUUCGACCAACCAACAACGACGACCACCACCACCAUCACCAAAGAAAAAGAAGAAGUCGUGUCGCCGAUUGUUGCUAAAUCGCCAUUACUGGAAGAUGUUUCCGACGAAAUCUUGCCCGACAAACUAACCAAAACUGACGACGAGAAAAUUGCUGUCUCACCGAUACCAACGGCGAUGCAAGCUCACGAGGAGCCUUGCGUGAAAGUGGUUAAGGAAGCAGAGGCGAUCACGUCACCAAGUGAUAAAGCGGCAACGUACGAACCACAGGAUAAGCGCGAUACCAAAGAAAUUUGCGAGGAAAUACUUAAGAAAACGGUGGAAGAAGAUUCGCGUGCCGUUUCUGAUAUCGUUAAACCGUGUAUAACACCCCCCAAAAUGGAUGUGAUGGAGGCAGGAAUGGAAGACGUUUGCGUGAGGGAAACGGUGAAAACAGAGGAUGAACAAGUUGCAGAAGAAAUAGAAGAGGAGAAAGAACCGGUGAUAGGCUUCGAUCGAAAGAUCUCACCCGCGGAAGCGGAAAUUGUAACGGUCUCGCCCGGUUCAACGCCGACCUCGCCGAAAUUUUUCACGGACAAAAUGCCCCAGGGCAAAUUAGAGUUGAGCAAAGAAGUGGCUGCUGCGGUUUCGGAUCACCAGUUGCCAACCGAGAUAAAGGCUAUUGUUAACAGAGUGGAUUGGAUGCUGGAAGAAAUUAUCGUUGAACUCGUUUCGGCGAAAAAGAGAAUUACAAUCGAGAUCAUAGAAUAUAUUACAAUGGUUAAACGCGUCCCGAGGGAACGUGUGAUAUAUAUUAUCGAGGAGAUUAUCGUAAAGAAAAAACUUUCUAGGGAGGACGUUGUCGACAACGUUGAUAUCUUCAAACUCGACGAUUCGAUUACGCCUGAAUUGAAAACAGAGCUCGAGGAGUACAUUAUCGAGGAAUACGUGAGAAAAGGAAAAUGCAUUACCAUUCAAAUAGUCGAGGAAAUCUCCAUGAAGAUGGUUAUUCCGAGAACGAUCGUGAUUCGCAUUAUUCAGGAGAUUAUUGCUAAAAAGUUGAUCGACGUUCGUACGGAUGGACUGUUUGAUACUGCCGUGAAAGAUGUGCGAACAGCCGAAAAACCAGAGGAAAGAGAAGAAGAGGAGAAACUGGAAAUAGAGGUGAAGGAGAUGAAAGAGGUAUCACCUAUCGAUGAUGCGACUGUAUCUGUACUAGUCAAGCUGGAGAAAGAAUCGGGUGUAGAAACGAAGGAGAAAGAGACUGUGGAAGUAGCACCUUCUUUGUUGUCCAAGGAGAAUCAAGGGGUAGAGGAGGAGGAGGAAGAUGUAGAUGAAGAUGGUUUCGUUAGUAUCGGUAGAAGAAUUUCAAAAGAAGUGAUACAAGUUGAGGAAGGCAAAGCCAUGGUAGCAGAAGGAGCAGUUUCAGUUAAGCCAGAACAUGUGAAAGAAGCUGCUAUUCAGAAGAGACACGAAAAAGAUAUCACCGACGACUUCGAGGCUGUUGAACAGGAAUAUAAGGUGCGCGAUGUAAUCCUCGAAGAUGUCAAGUCACGCCUGACUUCGUCAAAGAGCGACGCCGCCGAGACAAAGGAACGAGAAUAUGAAGUGGAAGAAGCUAUCGAAGACACGACGGUGAGCGAUGUUGUUGAAGCCGAUGAAAAGUUUGUGCACGAAACGAAAGAUAAAGCAGAAAAAAUGAAAGAGUCGACCAUUGUGGAAAAGGAGAAAGGAAAAAUAGAAAUAGAGCAGAAGGAAUCGAAGGAUUCUGACAUAACGUCAGAGACAACCGAAGCCUCAGAAACUCUCGAUACCGUGGAGAAAUAUCUAGACGAAGCCAAGGAGAAAAAGGAAGAGAAAAAAGUGGUCGAAGAAAAACCGGCGGGAGAUGUAAUUAAACCUUUAACUGAGAAAGAGAAAGAAACAACAAAAUUCGACAAAGUGUCAUUCGUUGACAAACAACCAGAUGAACAGCAGCCCGAUGAUAAACAGAAAUCGAUGGAGAAAGAUAGGAGAGAGUUGAAAAGACCAGAGAAGGAAGAGGAGGAGGACAAAGAGAAGAAAGUAGAACCACCGACUAAGGAAACGAUAAAGGCAAUCAAGGAGCCUCCUCUAACCAAAGAGGCUGAACUAGUUGAACAGGUUGAACGCGUUGAAACUACAGCGACUCCAUUGGACAAACAGAGGCAAGAAGGAGAAAAAGAAAUAGUGACGAAGGAAGCUGCUCCGAUGAAACCGGAAGCGGCGAAAAGAAGCGAGGGUGUUCCUGAGAAGGGAAGUAGUCCUGAGGAAGAAUCUGCUAAGAUUGCGUCCUUGGUUAAAGAAGAGAAACGCGUCGAAGAGAUGUCACCGUCUGAAACACGAGUAGAGAUCGAACAAGAUGCAGGAUCUGUUAGACGAAUGCUGGUCACCGCGAGUAGCGAAGACGGUGGGCAUGAAACGGAAAUUUGCGCAGCGGGUACAAUCGCGUUCGUAAAAACCGUCACACCCGAUGAUGAUUCUCUGAAAGAUGCGUCCGUAAAGUCAACGUCCGAUAAAGAUUCUUUGUUGUUGGACAAAGAUUCUCUGCACUCUGGAAUAAGUAGUCCGGAAAAGGAUAGCAUUUCCGAAAAAUUGGCGAAAGACGUUGGAAAAGUAACGUCCGAAGAUAGCCUGGACAAAUCGCCAAUCGACGCUCACGACUCGCACGAUCUCCAAGAUAGUUUAGAGAAAGUAGAAAUUGAUAAAUCGAAAGAAGCAGACAGUAGCACUUCUCCCUCUAUUAUCGACGCAGAAACUCCAAAGUCUCCACAGCAACAGGAGCAACCACAACCACAACCACAAGAACCGCAAGCACAACUAGAGUUAAAGGCCGUUGAGAAAGAAUUACAGUUUGAAGGCACUGCACCAAUCACCGACAAAAUUCGGUCCAUCGAAUCACCCGCCGACACGGCGGUAGCUGUGGCCAAGAUAUUGGAUGUUGGUGUUAGUGGAAAGGAAGAAAAAACAGAGAUAGAAGUAUCGAAAUCAGCAGUAGAAUCGGCUCGAUCGGAGGACAUUUUACCAGUAGAGACUAUUUUUGCGAAGUCGCCUAUUUAUAAAUCAGAGGAGGAAUCGAUGGUGAAAAUUUCAGUUGAUGUAAAAGAUAUAGAAUCGAUAAAGUCGACAACGUCACCAUCGAUCUUAAAGACGACCAUGUCUAUUGCAAAAUCUGAAAUAACCGAAACACCGAAAACUUUCGACAAAAAAAUAGCGACAGAGUCGAGUCGAAUCGAAGAAACUACACAGGACGUAGAAAAAGUUCACGACGAGUCUACCAUUGGUGAAAAAGAAGAUGAGAAAGAAAUUGACAGCGUACCGUGUCAAGAAAUAUCCAAAGAAAAACAGAUCCCGAAAGCCACUAUCGAUGUUGACAAGGAGGACGACGGUGGAAAGUCAGAAAAGAAAGAUACGGAUGGAAAGUUACCGUCUCUGAGUCUUAUUGGUAGCGAUAAAGCUAGUGAUUUGCAGCAAGUAAUCGAGGAUACAAAAAUGGAAGAGAAGAAACUUGGCGACUCGGAUCAAUCAAAGUUACCGAUUACUACACCUGAGGAUAAGUCUGAGUCAGUGACUAUAGACGUGAAAGUGACAAGUGAUGCUUUGGAAUUAGCAUCAAAGACGCCAAGUAUCGAAGAUGAUGAGCAGCAACUGGUGGACAGGUCUCUAUCUGCUAGCGUUGCGAGUGCUGUCAGUCAACAUGAAGAGGAGGUAAUAAGCGAUAAAGUGCUGGUAACAACCACCACGACUACUACGGUAGAUGGAACUUUCGAAAAAUUGGACGAAAAGAAACCACACGAAUCGAUAGUUGCCAGCAUUUCUGUCGAUCAGAGGAAAGAGACGGCUGUGCAACAUUUACCUACGGAGAAGCCAAAGUCUCCUCUUAUCGAGGAACGAAUUCCAGAAGCUGACAUCAUCCAUGAAUCCUCUUCCGGUGUAAUUAGCUACGUGACGGAAAAAGAAAGGGAAGUCGGGGAACAGGAGGACGUCACAAAACAACUUGGGGAAAAAAUAAAAGAGGACAAGGAGUCGAGAACGUCAGAUGAGUCAAAGUCGCGUAUUACUCCAAGAAGCAGCAUUUCCGAAACUGUUACUGCAAUAUUAGAGGGAAAAAAAGAUGUCGAAGAAAGUUUGGUGGACGAAACGUCGAAAAGUCGUCUGAGCAUAUCUAGCGUGCAGACUGAAUCUGAAGAAUUGACAAAACGGGACUUUAAAGAAGAUGAUGGAAAACUGAGCGAACCGGUAGAACACACGAAAGAGCCAUCACCAAAAUCACCAAGUGAAGUGCCUUAUUUGAAGGAUGUUCACGGAGUGCAAAUCGACGAGUCUAAAUCUUCUAGUGUAUUAAGUAUUUCUGGCGAAUCAAAAGAUGCCGAAGACCACCGUUCAGCAGAGAUGAAAGAUACAGAGCCACGAAUAUCUGAAGAACCAAUGUCGCCAGAUGAUGGAACUGUGGUGCUUGGAGAAAAGAAGGAAACAGUGGACCAUUCAAAGUCUCCUAGUAUUACCGAAGAAGUGGCUGAUAUGAAAGACGUCGAAGCAAAAGUAAUCGAAAAGGUUGAAUCGCCGGGCGCGAUCGCAAUUGUUACCGAUGACGAGAUGAAAGAAGCAGCAGCGGAUCGUUCAAAAUCACCGAGCGUUGUUAGCGAACUGGAAGUUCCGAGAGAUAGCGACAAAACGAGAUCAGCCAGUGUAACGAGUAUUCACGCGGAAACAGCGAAAGAAACAGCACUUACACCAACGUCAACGAGCGUUGAAGCAGAUGAAGCAGCCGAUCUCAAAGAGGUUGAUAGAACAACGAUAAUUGACAAGUUCAGAUCUUCCAGUAUAACCGGUACUCCAGCGGAGAAAUCAAAAUCGCCAAGCAUUGCUGGUGACGUUGCUGAUUUGACGGAUAUUGAUGCAAAUGCAACCGACAAGACUAGAUCACCUAGUAUUGCAGCUGCCAUGCCUGCUGAUAAAUCAAAAUCACCAAGCAUCGCUGGCGAUAUACCUGAAUUGACGGAUGUUGAGGAAAAACCCAUUGACACGUCACGGUCACCCAGUGUCACAAGUGUUUCAACAGAGCAGCAGCCGAUGAAAGAAACAUCGCCUAGCAUUGCUGGUGACAUUGUUGAUAUGAAAGAUAUCGAUAUAAAAGAAAUGGAUAAGCCACGGUCACCAUCAAGUGUAACCAGUUUUGUAGCAGAGCUGGAAGAGGCAACAAUCGACAAAUCAAAAUCUCCUAGUAUUGCUGGCGACGUUAUUCCCGAUUUAAAAGAUGCCGCUGCCGAUACGAAGGUAACUGACAAGUCCAGAUCACCCAGCGCAACAGACGUUUCAACGGAAUCGAAGGAAGUAACGGACAAAUCAAAGUCGCCGAGUAUUUCAGGCGAUGCUGCUGAUUUCAAGGAUGUUGAUACGAAAGCAAUCGAGAAAUCCCGAUCACCGAGUGUAACAGCUGUCCCAUCAGAAGCGAAAGAGCCGCAAGACAAAUCAAAGUCUCCCAGCGUUGCUGGUGACAUUCCCGAUUUGAAGGAUGUCGCUGCCGAGACGAAAGUAAGUGACAAGUCCAGAUCACCCAGCGCAACAGACGUUUCAACGGAAUCAAAGGAAGUAACGGACAAAUCAAAGUCGCCCAGCAUUUCAGGCGACGCUGCUGAUUUCAAGGAUGUUGAUACGAAAGCAAUCGAGAAAUCCCGAUCACCGAGUGUAACAGCUGUCCCGUCAGAAGCGGAAAAAGCGCAAGACAAAUCAAAGUCGCCGAGCAUUGCAGGCGACGCUCCUGAUUUCAAGGAUGUUGAUACGGAAGCAAUCGAGAAAUCCCGAUCACCGAGUGUAACAGCUGUCCCGUCAGAAGCGGAAAAAGCGCAAGACAAAUCAAAGUCGCCGAGCAUUGCAGGCGACGCUCCUGAUUUCAAGGAUGUUGAUACGGAAGCAAUCGAGAAAUCCCGAUCACCGAGUGUAACAGCUGUCCCGUCAGAAGCGGAAAAAGCGCAAGACAAAUCAAAGUCGCCGAGCAUUGCAGGCGACGCUCCUGAUUUCAAGGAUGUUGAUACGGAAGCAAUCGAGAAAUCCCGAUCACCGAGUGUAACAGCUGUCCCGUCAGAAGCGGAAAAAGCGCAAGACAAAUCAAAGUCGCCGAGCAUUGCAGGCGACGCUCCUGAUUUCAAGGAUGUUGAUACGAAAGCAAUCGAGAAAUCCCGAUCACCGAGUGUAACAGCUGUCCCAUCACAAGCGAAAGAGCCGCAAGACAAACCAAAGUCUCCCAGCGUUGCUGGUGAUAUUCCCGAUUUGAAAGAUGUCGUUGCUGAUACGAAGGUAAUAGACAAGUCCAGAUCACCUAGCGCAACAGACGUUUCAACGGAAUCGAAGGAAGUAACGGACAAAUCAAAGUCGCCAAGCAUUUCAGGCGACGCUGCUGAUUUCAAGGAUGUUGAUACGAAAGCAAUCGAGAAAUCCCGAUCACCGAGUGUAACAGCUGUCCCGUCAGAAGCGGAAAAAGCGCAAGACAAAUCAAAAUCUCCCAGUAUUGCUGGUGAUAUUCCCGAUUUGAAGGAUGUCGCUGCCGAGACGAAGGUAACUGACAAAUCCAGAUCACCUAGCGCAACAGACGUUUCAACGGAAUCGAAGGAAGUAACAGAGAAAUCAAAGUCGCCGAGCAUUUCAGGCGACGCUGCUGAUUUCAAGGAUGUUGAUACGAAAGCAAUCGAGAAAUCCCGAUCACCGAGUGUAACAGCUGUCCCGUCAGAAGCGGAAAAACCGCAAGACAAAUCAAAGUCUCCCAGCAUUGCUGGUGAUAUUCCCGAUUUGAAGGAUGUCGCUGCCGAGACGAAGGUAACUGACAAGUCCAGAUCACCUAGCGCAACUGACGUUUCAACGGAAUCGAAGGAAGUAAUGGACAAAUCCAAGUCGCCGAGCAUUUCAGGCGACGCUGCUGAUUUCAAGGAUGUUGAUACGAAAGCAAUCGAGAAAUCCCGAUCACCGAGUGUAACAGCUGUCCCGUCAGAAGCGGAAAAAGCGCAAGACAAGUCAAAAUCUCCCAGUAUUGCUGGUGAUAUUCCCGAUUUGAAGGAUGUCGCUGCCGAUACGAAGGUAACUGACAAAUCCAGAUCACCUAGCGCAACAGACGUUUCAACGGAAUCGAAGGAAGUAACGGACAAAUCAAAGUCGCCAAGCAUUUCAGGCGACGCUGCUGAUUUCAAGGAUGUUGAUAUGAAAGCAAUCGAGAAAUCCCGAUCACCGAGUAUAGCAGCUGUCCCGACAGAAGCGAAAGGACCGCAAGACAAAUCAAAGUCUCCCAGCGUUGCUGGUGACAUUCCCGAUUUGAAGGAUGUCGCUGCCGAGACGAAGGUAACUGACAAGUCCAGAUCACCUAGCGCAACAGACGUUUCAACGGAAUCGAAGGAUGUAACGGACAAAACAAAGUCGCCGAGCAUUGCAGGCGACGCUCCUGAUUUCAAGGAUGUUGAUACGAAAGCAAUCGAGAAAUCCCGAUCACCGAGUGUAACAGCUGUCCCGUCAGAAGCGGAAAAACCGCAAGACAAAUCAAAGUCUCCCAGCAUUGCUGGUGAUAUUCCCGAUUUGAAAGAUGUCGUUGCUGAUACGAAGGUAAUAGACAAGUCCAGAUCACCUAGCGCAACUGACGUUUCAACGGAAUCGAAGGAAGUAACGGACAAAUCAAAGUCGCCAAGCAUUUCAGGCGACGCUGCUGAUUUCAAGGAUGUUGAUACGAAAGCAAUCGAGAAAUCCCGAUCACCGAGUGUAACAGCUGUCCCGUCAGAAGCGAAAGAACCGCAGGACAAAUCAAAAUCUCCCAGCGUUGCUGGUGACAUUCCCGAUUUGAAGGAUGUAGAUAUAAAAGUACCAGAAGAAUCUAGACCUAGUCCCAGUGUAACGGAUGCAUCAGAGAAAGCAACAGAGGAAGCAGCUGAGAAAUCUAAGACGACCAGUAUCGUUGCAGACGUUGCUGGGGAUACGAAAGACGAUGACGAAAAAAGAAUGGGCAAAUCUCGGUCGGCCAGCGUAAUUAGUGUUUCAGCAGAAUUAAAAGAUACCAUGGAUAAGUCUAAGUCACCUAGCAUUGCUAGUGACAUACCUGAUAUGAAAGAUGCCGAAACAAAGGCAGACGAGAAGUCUAGAUCACAUAGUGUCACAGAUGUUCCUCUAGAACCAAAGGAUGUAUCGUGGGACAAGUCUAAGACCCCGAGCAUCGCUGAUGAUAUAACCGAUUUGAAAGAUAUUGAUGAAAAGAGUAUUGAGAAAUCUAGAUCAGCCAGCACGACGUAUGUUGCAGCAGAACAGAAGACAACAGCAAUGGAUAAAUCCAAGUCUCCGAGUAUUGCUGGUGAUGUUCCUGGAUUGAUGGACGUUGUCGAUGGAGAAACAUUUGACAAGUCUCGGUCGCCUAGUGUCACGAGCGUUUCAACAGAGCAUCAGCUGAUUCAGGAAGUAACGGAUAAAUCAAAGUCGCCCAGCAUUGUUGGAGACGAAAUGCCAACAGGUUUGAAAGACGGUGAUGUGAAAGUAAUGGAGAAAUCUAAAUUAUCUAGUGUUAUAACGGAUACAGUACCCUCGAAAUCGAAGGACGUUACCGAUGAGUCAAAGUCGCCCAGCAUUGCUGGCGAUAUCGCUGACUUAAAAGAUGUCAAUGCUAAAAUAAUUGACGAGCCGCGUUCGCCUAGUGUCAUUAGCGUUACAACGGAGCCGAAAGCCAUGACGGACACGUCAAGCUCACCUAGCAUUGCUAGUGAUAUUCCCGACGUGAAAGACGUUGACAGCAAAGUAAUCGAAAAAUCCAGAUCACCUAGUAUAGCAGAGGUUACUGCAGCUGAUAAAUCGAAAACACCCAGCGUUGUUAGCGAUUCACCCGACCUGAGGGAUGUCGAUACGAAAACAAUUGACAAAUCCAGAUCACCCUGUGUAAUGGCGGAUGUUGCAGUAGAGCCGAUGCUCACAACGGACAAGUCGAAGUCACCUAGCAUCGCUGGUGACGUCGUUGAUUUCACGACAGAGACUGACACGAACGUCGAUGACAAGACUAGAUCGCCUAGUUUGACAGACGUUUCUACCAAAACAGAGUCGGACAAGUCAAAAUCGCCAAGCAUCGCAAGUGAUAUCCCAAACUUGAAGGAUAUUGAUAUAAAGACAGUGGAGAAAUCCGAAUUAGCCAGUACAACGGAUAAGUCGAAGUCACCUAGUAUUGCUGGAGAUCUAGCAGAUGUAAAAGAUGUUGACGAAAAGCAGAUUGAUAAGUCUCAUUCGGCCAGUGUGACGAGCAUGGCAGCAUCAGAACGGAGAGAAGCAGAGUUGGACGAGCCAAAGUCGCUAAGCAUUGCGGGUGACAUGCCAGAGUUGAGGGGUAUUGAUACAAAGACGGUGGAGAAAUCUAGAUCACCCAGUGUGACGGAUAAAUCGAAAUCACCUAGCAUUGCUGGUGAUGUGACGGACGCGAUAGAUGGAACAGUAAUCGACGGAUCUCGAUCUCCUAGUGUUCCGAGCGACAAGUCAAAGUCUCUCAGCAUUUCCGGCGAUAUUGCCGAUUUAAAGGAUGUUGCUGCCGAUACGGUACUUACAUCUAGUGUAACAAAAGCUUUCAUGGAACACAAGGAAGCGGUUGAUAAAUCAAAGUCACCCAGUAUCGCUGGUGACAUUCUUGAAAUGCAAGAUGUUGAUGCGAAAGCGGUUGACAAGUCUCGGUCGACCAGUGUCACGAGUGUUUCAGCAGAAUCAGAAGACACCGUGGACAAGUCAAAGUCACCUAGCAUUGCUGGUGACAUGCUUGAUAAGAAGGAUGCCGAAACGAAGGCAAUCAAAAUAAUGCCUAAGUCGCCAAGUGUAACAGACGUUCUUUUAGAACCAACGGAUAAAUCCAAGUCACCUAGUAUUGCUAGUGACGACGUUACCGAUUUAAAGGACAUCGAUAAGAAAGCGAGUGACAAGUCUAGAUCGCCUAGUGUAACAGACGUUCCUGUAGGACCAAAGGAUAAGUCCAAAUCACAUAGCAUUGUAGGUGAUAUGAUGGCUGGCGUGAAACAUGUAGAUGCAAAAGUAACCGAUGAGUCGUCUCGAUCAGCUGCUAGUGUCACAAGCGUUGCGGCAGAGCCGAAGGAAGCAGCAUCAAAGAAAUCAGGAUCACCCAGUAUUUCUGCUGGUGACAUUGCUGAUAUGAAGGAUGUAGAUUCAAAGAAAAUGGACAGGUCUAACGUAACAGGUACCCCAGAAUCAAAAGAAGCGAGCGAUAAAUCAAAGUCGCCUAGCAUUGCUGGAGAUCUGGCAGAUAUAAGAGACGUUGAUGCAAAGGCAAUCGGCGUGUCUGGUUUAACCAUCAGUGUCACGAACAUUGCCGUAGAGUCGGCAGAAGCGGGAUUGGAUAAGUCAAAGUCGGGCAGCGUUGUUAGUGAUAUUCCUGAUUUAAAGGAUGUUGAUACGAUAGAAAUGGACAAAUCCAGAUCAUCACCUAGCGAAGUAACAGAUGCUUCCGUGGAAUCGAAGAGAUCACCCAGGGAUAAGUCAAAAUCGCCGAGCAUUAGUGACGACAUGCUCGAUUUGAAGGGCAUCGACACGAAGGCAAUUGAUGAGCAUAAGCCCACUGAAAUUGACCUAACCAAAAAGACUACGGACAUUACAACGGACCGGCUGAAAUCACCAACAGUUACCGCUGACACUCAGGAUGCAUGGGCGGAUUCCGAAAUUGACGACAACAAAAAUAGAUCCCGAUCUCAUAGUUUGUACGAGACCGAUGUAAAGACUCCUUUGACUAGGUCUAGAGCUACGAGUGUAUACGGAGAAACAGAGAAACGUGCAACUGAGCAGACAGAUAGUACAGAUAAAGAAGAAUCGUUCGUUGCUAGUAAAACUGAUCUACAGCAGCAGCAGGAGCGAAAGGAGGAGGAUGUGAGGCAAGUGUCGGCCGAGAAGGUGGCAGAUAUCAGAAAGUAUAUUUUGGAAGAGUAUAUAAAUAAGAAGAAAAAAAUCACGAUGACGGUAAUAGAAGAGAUAAUUAGGAUUUAUUCGGUUUCGGAGUUGACAGUAAUGAGUAUUAUAGGGGCGAUUAUUGCAAGGGAGAAGAAAGAUAGAGAUUCGGUUUUAGACGUGUCCGUGGAAAAGAUAGAAAGACCCGAAGAAGACGGACAGGUAACUGCAUCGACACAACAACGGCAGAGAGAUGGUGGGAAAGAUACGAGCGAAGGUUCAAUAAGUUCCAGCUUAAGUUCCGAACUGAUUGCUUCCGAUAAGUCCACUCAGGACAGUCCCGUGCGUUCUGAACCGCAUAUCGACGAAGAAAUAUCAAUUUCGGAAGAGAAGCGGAUCGAAAUGGAGAAGCUUCUGGAAGAGGAUUAUAUUAGGAAAGGAAGGAAGAUUACCGAGGAAAUUUUGGAGGAGAUCAUUGCUAGAUCCUCCUUGCCCCGGUACAUUAUACUGGAGAUAAUCGAAGAGGUGAUUGUGAAAAAGAAAGUUUCCCGAGACUCAGUGAUCGACGUGGAUAUCUAUCAAGAAGACGAAGAGCCUGAACAGAGUUACGAGAAAUGUUCCGAACCGCGAUACGAGUUCGCCGACGAUCAAAAGAAAUUGAUGAGUUUUGACGAUUACAGCAAACCUGGCGAAUAUGCCGAACCGCAAGACGGACACAUGGAAGCAUCGAUGUCUGACUAUCCAAUAAAUUACGAGAGCCAGUUUCACAAAGCUUUCAUAGGCGGAAUGACGGAGAUACGCACCACUCAUAUUACCACGCUCUCGGGAAAAUCGACGCCAGACAUAACUCGUGACGGUACACCGGACUCUGUUUCCGAACCAGAUAAAUCAUCUGUCGUGAUGAGUAAGUCGUCCGAUUUCCACGAUUCACCGGAUAAAGAAUCAAUCUCGACAAGUACUACUACUGGUACUACUACGGUCCACGUAACGCAGAGUACAUCUAUUAUGGAAGCGACAGAAAUAAAGCCUACGAAACAACAGACAGUUACAAUGUUAAAAGAAAGUAAAAUCGGAGAACCGGGUGAUAAAACCGGAUUUACUGUAAAAGUAGGAAGUGAUUUGGAGGAGGAGUACGAUAGUCUGCCGACGGAAGUUUCGACCGACGACGGUAAAUCGGUUAUAGUAGUGAAGAGAAUCGUGAAACGAGAAGUUUCGGAUCAAGAGGAACCGGAAACUAUUCGAAAGAUAAUAAAGCGAGAGAUUGUCGAAGUAGGAGAAGAAGAGGAAGAAAAACCGCUAGUCAUUACGAAAGUCAUCAAACGGGAAAUUAUCGUGCCUGAAGGGGGAGAACCCUGCGAGGCGAAGGAUUUCGAAAGGGUAAAGGAGAUGAUUGUGAGGGAGGAAAAUGUUCCGCAGAUCAUCGAAACGGUGACAACGAAAACGAAGGAAAUCGUGAUGACGGAAGAAGAUUUAGGAGGAGAGGAUAAAACGGAUGUGUCGAGCGUUGAGAAAGUUAUUACGGAAGAUGAUGGGUCAUCGGUCACCUCGACGACUUCUACGAGUACGGACGUGAAAAAGGUGGUAAUAAGCAAGAUAAUUAGCAAGUCGGACGAAGCGGUAAAGUCGAAGAAAGAGGUUAAAGAAUCAUCAUCAUCACCACCGUUAUCCUCUUGCCGCGAACAAGAAACGACGAUUAAAAGCAGCAUCAUCAAGUCAAAGGAUGAUUUGACCAGAAAACAAGAUAUAGAGGAGAAGAGAGAAGAAGAGAUGAAACAAGCGCAAAAAGAUAGACGUCCAGUGUCUCCUCUUGUACGUGACAUUGUUUCCGGAAGAUCUACGCCUGACAGAAAAUCCGACGGUGGUAGAUCGUUGACAGGAACGCCGGAAGGUUUUCGAUCGGGCGAGGUGAUCAGAACGAUCAUCACUACAACGAAGACAGUGUCGGACGACGGAGAGAUCAUAACGACCACCAGAGAAGUGACGGAAACGACAAACGAGAAGGGCGAGACGGUGAUUUUGGCGGAGAAAGUCGACGUGAAAGUGGAUGAGUAUCUGCCUAGCAAAGAUAUGGCAGAAACUGCAAUCGGUAGCGUGAUCUCAUCACCGUCUUCUACCGCUCGUCAGCUAAAAGAAGCAACGUUGACAGGAUUUCCCGCGGCCGCGAUGAGUAGCAGUUUUUACGGUGAAUUGCCCGUUGUUCCACCUGAAAUCGCUGCCACGAAGAAAUUGCACGAAGACAUCGAGAUACAACUGGAGCAACAACAGCAGCAGCAACAAGGUGACGACUACUCGUUUAAACGGUUCACCGUGGAGAAAGAGUACGCUGGCGAUUACAAGGAGAAACCCGAUGCGAAAAAGUACAUCGACGAAGCUGAUCUUGACUUUGAGAAAGCACUGAUGAUGGAACGAAAGAAAACGAAAGAACCUGAAUCGAGCGGGAUUGGAGAUAUAUCAACGAAAUACACGAACGGUAGCGUGCGUCAGAAAACAUCCGAGGAGGAGAAAGCGAAUGAACCUGCCGGGGAAGAUUCGAGGAGCGAUUCAAAGAAGGAUCCUCUAACCGGAUGGGGAACUCCUUUGGGCCUUCCAUCCCCUGUACCGCCACAAAAGUUUAACCUGAAACAUGCGACGCAACCAAGUAAUUCCACCGAGCGGUCUUCUAUUAGUAUGAUGAUGAUGACCCCCUCCACCUCGAACGAUAACGACGUGGCUCUCAAGUUCGACGCCAUCAACGACUGGGGUGUACCGCUCAGAUUACCUUCACCUGCUCCUGUGACCAAUGAAAUUUCCAACAAGGGUGCUCCGGGAACACCUAAGAAGGAAAAGAAGCAAGCAAGAAAGGUUUUAUCUGAGAAUCUCAAAAACAAAAAGCGUUCAGAGAGCCCGGGAAAGAACGAGAAGAAGAUAAAAGAUUCGAAGAAUAAAGUACAACCGGUCUACGUUGAUUUAACCUAUGUGCCCCAUCACGGAAACUCGUAUUACACGUCUUUGGACUUUUUCAAGAGAGUUCGCGCGAGAUACUAUGUGUUCAGCGGUACAGAGCCAAGUCGUGAAGUCUACGACGCGUUGUUAGAGGCGAAACGUACUUGGGAAGACAAAGAUCUGGAGGUGACCAUGAUACCAACUUACGAUACGGAUACAUUGGGCUACUGGGUGGCCGACAACGAAGAGGCACUUGCUGCGAAUCAUAUUGAUCUUUCACCUUCAGCGUCCCGAUGUACGAUUAACCUUCAGGACCACGAAACUAGCUGCAGUGCCUACAGACUCGAAUUCUAGGGAUUGGCAGCCUGCUCAGCCGUAAUAGUUGAGUUCUGAGCGGUGUUCAGAAAGUCAGCAGCAGCAGCAGUAGCAGCAUUAGCAACAACAUCCACAACAACAAUGAUGACGACGAAGACGACGACAAC